Capronia coronata CBS 617.96 is the source of this 1554-nucleotide messenger RNA. RefSeq lists its product as uncharacterized. Gene Ontology annotation, molecular function: cyclin-dependent protein serine/threonine kinase activator activity. NCBI's taxonomy places the organism in Eukaryota, Fungi, Ascomycota, Eurotiomycetes, Chaetothyriales, Herpotrichiellaceae. The transcript has a single exon. The record is from RefSeq and is a predicted model, not a curated record. Gene Ontology annotation, cellular component: nucleus; cyclin/CDK positive transcription elongation factor complex. Gene Ontology annotation, biological process: positive regulation of DNA-templated transcription, elongation; regulation of transcription by RNA polymerase II. The coding region runs from base 1 to 1554 and encodes 517 amino acids.
AUGCCCUCCGUCAGAGACAUCGCCCAACCUGAUGUCUCUUCCCCGUUCUCAACAAAUCCGGUGAUCGAAAAGGCGCAGUCGCAAUGGCUGUUCACUCCCGAAGAACUCCUCCUGGCUCCUAGCCUCGUCGAAGGAAUGCCGGUUGCCCAAGAACUGGCCAAUCGUCAGAAAGGUGUCAAUUUCAUUACUCAGGUGGGAAUCAUGUUGAAGCUGCCACAGCUAACAUUGUCGACGGCCGCUGUCUACUUCCACCGAUUCUUCAUGCGCCAUGCGAUGGUCCAGAGCAAUAAACCAGGGCUACACCACUACUCGGUGGCCGCGACUUCCUUGUUCCUGGCAACCAAGGUCGAAGAGAACUACCGAAAAAUGAGAGAGCUGGUGGUCGCAUGUUGUCGAGUGGCUCAAAAACAACCCAAUCUGGUGGUGGACGAACAGAGCAAAGAGUAUUGGAAAUGGCGAGACACAAUCCUGCACAACGAAGAUCUCCUGCUCGAAGCCUUGUGUUUCGACCUGCAACUGGAACAGCCCUACCGCCUCCUCUACGACUUUCUUCGCUUUUACGGCGUCCAGGAGAACAAGCCGCUGCGGAACGCGUCCUGGGCCUUCCUCAAUGACUCACUGGUUACGACCAUGUGUCUUCAGCUGACUGCUGGCUCGAUCGCAGGGGCUGCCUUGUAUAUGGGCGUCAAACUUGCCGGGGUGAGUCUGCCCGACGAUGCACGAGGAAGGCCGUGGUGGGAGCAACUGAAACUUGAUAUACACGACAUUCAGAAGGGCUGCAACUUGAUGGCGGAGGUCUACGAGAAUCCUACGUUGCCGCGACAAGGCCAAAAGGACGCUUACACUAAAGAGGAGGAUCUCGCCAUGUUCGAUCGAACGCGGCUGGCCACUACACCACAGUAUAACCGCUCGCCGACUGGAAGUGCGAGGAGUGGCAGUGCUGGCGUCAAACGAGACAGAGAUGCGACUGAAGAACAAUCCAGUGAAUGGGGCUCCGGUGUCCCGGCACAACCUGCAGAGGAGGCUCAGUCGCAGCGAUCACCCAAGCGACCUCGAUUAGACACAGGAGACAACAAUGCCAGUCUCCCCAGACAUACCUCUCAACCGAAUCCCGCUCCAUCCGUGCGGGAGGGUGGUGGCUACAAUGGCUCAGGAGACUCUGUCGACGAAGUGCAAAAGCGGAUCGAUGAGAUUGUCAACACUUCAUCCGCCGGACUGCCGCGACCACCUCCGACUCGUGAAUCGUCUAGGAGACAAGAGUUUCAGGGCGACAGAUCAAGAAGACAGUCUUCGUCAGGAUCGAACUGGAAUGGCGCUCGGGAUAGAGCCCCAUCGCACAGCCGGUCAGAAAGUCAAAACCAUGCGUCGAUUGAACAACACAAUGGCCACGAAUCUUCCAGCGUAACUGACCGAGCACCACCCGCUCCGGUAGAUGAUAGACCGCCGCCGCCGCCACCACCACCGACGCACCCUGAGCAAACCCAGCAUGGCACGAAUGAUGAGAUCGACGACGCUGAAAAGGUUGACUACGGCAGCGAAGAGGGCGAGUUGUAA